AUGGGAAAUGCUAGUGGCUGUUGCGCGGGAACCGCCGCCGGAGAAAUUUCCAGUCGAUACGAUGUCGGAGUCGGACUAGUUCACGACAACCUCGGCCACUCUUUCUGCUACGUCGGGCCAAUUCUCACCGCAUCAAAAUCUUCGUUCCCGCCCGAACCGUCCCUCCGACCCGACCCGAUUCCGGAAACAACUACCACUUACCGUUCAAUCUCCGGCGCCUCCGUUAGCGCCAAUACUUCGACGGCGCUCUCUGCCUCUCCGUCAACAGACGCGUCGCUAUUAGCCUCCGGGUUCGAGAGCUCCAAUAGAUUCGCUUCCUUGCCGCUCCAACCCGUGCCACGUGGUCCGGUUAAGAAAGCGGGUCAUGGACCGGGUUUAUUCGAGCGCCGGUUCUUAUCUGGUCCGAUCGAAAGCGGUUUAGUUUCAGGUGGGAAGGAAAAGAAGGAAACAAAGAAACAAAAGAAACUCAAAUCAUUUUCAAAACCCAAAUCGAAAAAGAAAUCUCUCACAUUCAAAACCGUUUUCACGAAUUUGAUUUCUAACAAUCUGUCUCGUUCGAAGAAGAGCGUGGUCGAGCCUAUCAACAGUUCCGAUUCAUCAGAUUCCGAUCAAAAUGCUGCUGAUGAUCAUAGACGUGAAGUUAACUUGUCAAGCAAGAAUCCGAGCAGCCACGAGAACCCUAGAACCGAAGAAGAAGAAGAGAAGAGUGAGUCUGCUUCAGAGGAGCCAAAGAUUCAAUGGGCGCAGGGGAAAGCAGGGGAAGAUCGAGUACACGUCAUCCUCUCCGAGGAAAACGGUUGGCUUUUCGUCGGGAUUUACGACGGAUUCAGUGGUCCAGAUCCGCCGGACUUUCUUCUCAACAAUCUCUACACCGCCGUGCUUAAAGAGCUCAAAGGCUUGCUAUGGAACGACAAACAUAGUCCAGUCGAGGAUGAUUCUGAUUCCGGUGAAGAAAACUGCCAUGUGAUGAAAGGAGAAAAUGUUGUUGCUUGUGGCUCAAGAAACAUAACGAGUAGUAAUGUGAAGAACUUGCAAUGGAGAUGCGAAAACUUAAGAAACAACAAUGCGAAUCAGAGUGAUCACAAAGAGUCUGAUUCGGAGAUGAUUAACCACGAAGACGUUCUAAGAGCUCUUCAACAAGCGUUGAAGAAAACAGAGGAAGCGUUUGAUCUUACGGUUGAUGAGAAUCCAGAACUCGCAUUGAUGGGAUCGUGCGUUCUUGUGACAUUGAUGAAAGGAGAAGAUGUUUACGUGAUGAGCGUUGGAGAUAGCAGAGCGGUUUUGGCUCAAAGACAUAAUCUCGGGAGGAAGAAGAAGACGCAAGUAAAGGAGCUAGAGAGAAUCAAGGAAGAGAGCCCAUUAGAGACCUUGUUGAACACAGAAAGAGGAAUGAGUCUUUUGGUUCCUAUACAGCUCAAUAUGGAACAUAGCACUAGUGUUGGAGAGGAAGUGAGAAGAAUAAAAAAGGAACAUCCUGAUGAUACGUUGGCGAUAGAGAAUGAUAGAGUGAAAGGUUAUCUCAAGGUCACUCGUGCAUUUGGCGCUGGAUUUCUUAAACAGCCGAAAUGGAACGAGGCUCUUCUAGAGAUGUUCAGAAUUAACUACGUUGGAACGUUACCAUACGUUACGUGCUCUCCGUCGCUCCACCACCACAGACUCACAUCGCGUGACAAAUUCUUGAUCCUCUCCUCUGACGGAUUAUAUGAAUACUUCUCCAAUGAAGAAGCCAUCUUCGAGGUCGACUCAUUCAUCUCAGCUUUCCCUGAAGGCGAUCCUGCUCAACAUCUCAUCCAAGAGGUCCUCCUUCGAGCUGCCAAGAAAUAUGGUAUGGACUUUCAUGAAUUGCUGGAAAUUCCGCAAGGAGAUCGUCGAAAGUACCACGACGAUGUUUCUGUGAUUGUCAUUUCACUUGAAGGAAGAAUCUGGAGAUCUUCCAUGUAA
Messenger RNA from Microthlaspi erraticum, 1941 nucleotides. The record is from the annotation of a GenBank genome assembly. NCBI's taxonomy places the organism in Eukaryota, Viridiplantae, Streptophyta, Magnoliopsida, Brassicales, Brassicaceae.